AUGGUUAAAUCUGCUGUCUUAGGUUUCCCAAGAAUCGGUCCAAACAGAGAACUGAAAAAGGUUACUGAAUCCUACUGGAAUGGUAAGGUUACCGUUGAUGAUUUAUUUAAAGUCGGUAAAGAAUUAAGAGCUCAAAACUGGAAAUUACAAAAAGAUGCUGGUGUCGAUAUCAUCCCAUCCAACGAUUUCUCCUACUACGAUCAUGUCUUGGAUUUAUCCCUAUUAUUCAACGUUAUCCCAGAUCGUUACACCAAAUAUCAAUUGUCUCCAAUUGACACUCUAUUCGCCAUGGGUAGAGGUUUACAAAGAAAGGCUACUGAAACUGAAAAGGCUGUCGAUGUCACCGCUUUAGAAAUGGUUAAAUGGUUCGAUUCUAACUACCAUUAUGUUAGACCAACUUUCUCUCACUCCACUCAAUUCAAAUUGAACGGUCAAAAACCUGUUGAUGAAUUCUUAGAAGCUAAAGAAUUAGGUAUCCAAACUAGACCUGUCUUAGUUGGUCCAGUUUCCUUCUUAUACUUGGGUAAAGCUGACAAGGAUUCCUUAGAUUUGGAACCAUUAUCCCUAUUGGAAAAAUUAUUACCUUUAUACGUAGAAAUCUUACAAAAAUUAGCUGCUGCUGGUGCCACUGAAGUUCAAUUAGAUGAACCAACUUUAGUCUUGGAUUUACCAAAGGAAGUUCAAGCUGCUGUUAAGACUGCUUACACUUUCUUAGGUAACCAAGCUGGUUUACCAAAGAUCACUUUGGCUACUUACUUCGGUACUGUCGUUCCAAACUUAGAUGCAUUGAAAGAAUUACCAAUUGCUGGUUUCCAUUUCGAUUUCAUCAGAGCUGCUGAACAAUUUGACGACGUUGCCUCUAUCAUUGGUGCUAACCAAACUUUAUCUGUCGGUAUCGUUGACGGUAGAAACAUUUGGAAGAACGAUUUCGCUAAAUCUUCUGAAUUCGUCCAAAAGGCUAUUUCUAAAUUAGGUGCUGAAAGAGUUAUCGUUGCUACUUCCUCUUCUUUAUUACACACUCCAGUUGAUUUAAAUAAUGAAAAUAAAUUGAACGCUGAAUUAAAAAACUACUUUUCAUUCGCUACUCAAAAAUUAGAAGAAGUUGUUGUCAUCGCUAAGAACGUUUCCGGUCAAGAUGUCUCUGCUGCUUUGGAAGCUAACGCUAAAUCUGUCGCUGCUAAGGCUUCUUCUACUUUUAUUAACGAUCCAGCUGUUCAACAAAGAGUCGCUUCCAUUGAUAAGAAGAUGUCCACUAGAGCUGCUCCAUUCGGUGAAAGAUUAGCUGAACAAGAAAAGGCUUUCAAUUUACCAUUGUUCCCAACUACCACAAUUGGUUCAUUCCCACAAACUAAAGAUAUCAGAAUUAAUAGAAACAAAUUCACUAAAGGUACUAUCUCCGCUGAAGAAUACGAACAGUUCAUUAACUCUGAAAUCGAAAAGGUCAUUAGAUUCCAAGAAGAAAUCGAUUUAGAUGUCUUAGUUCAUGGUGAACCAGAAAGAAACGAUAUGGUUCAAUAUUUCGGUGAACAAUUGAAAGGUUACGCCUUCACCACUAACGGUUGGGUUCAAUCUUAUGGUUCUAGAUACGUUAGACCACCUAUCAUUGUCGGUGAUUUAUCUAGACCAAAGGCUAUGUCUGUUAAGGAAUCUGUCUAUGCUCAAUCUUUAACUAAGAAGUUGGUCAAGGGUAUGUUAACUGGUCCAAUCACUUGUUUGAGAUGGUCAUUCCCAAGAGUUGAUGUCGAUCAAAAGACUCAAGCUUUACAAUUAGCUUUAGCUUUAAGAGAUGAAGUUAAUGAUUUGGAAGCUGCUGGUAUUAGAGUUAUUCAAGUUGAUGAACCUGCUAUUAGAGAAGGUUUACCAUUAAGAGCUGGUGCUGAAAGAUCCGACUACCAACAAUGGGCUGCUGAAGCUUUCAGAGUUGCUACUUCCGGUGUUGCUAACAAAACUCAAAUUCAUUCUCAUUUCUGUUACUCUGAUUUGGAUCCAAACCAUAUUAAGGCUCUAGAUGCUGACGUUGUCUCCAUUGAAUUCUCAAAGAAGGAUGACGCUAACUACAUUGCUGAAUUCAAAGAUUAUCCAAACCACAUUGGUCUAGGUUUAUUUGAUAUCCAUUCUCCAAGAGUUCCAUCUAAGGAAGAAUUCAUCACCAAGAUUGAAACUAUUUUGAAGACUUAUCCAGCUGAAAAAUUCUGGGUCAACCCAGAUUGUGGUUUGAAAACCAGAGGCUGGGAAGAAACUAGAUUAUCCUUGACUAACAUGGUUAAUGCUGCUAAGUAUUUCCGUGAACAAUACAAGAAAUAA
This is a messenger RNA of Naumovozyma dairenensis CBS 421, 2304 nucleotides long. It is a transcript of the gene MET6, whose product is annotated as 5-methyltetrahydropteroyltriglutamate-homocysteine S-methyltransferase. The record is from RefSeq and is a predicted model, not a curated record. Gene Ontology annotation, molecular function: 5-methyltetrahydropteroyltriglutamate-homocysteine S-methyltransferase activity; zinc ion binding. The transcript has a single exon. NCBI's taxonomy places the organism in Eukaryota, Fungi, Ascomycota, Saccharomycetes, Saccharomycetales, Saccharomycetaceae. The coding region runs from base 1 to 2304 and encodes 767 amino acids.